AUGAGUAAUGAGAAAUAUGCACUGGAUUUCCCCAACUCAAAUUACUUGAGCAAUCUAAACAAUCUCAAUGGAACGAAUCAAAAUAUUCACCUCAACAGGUUACCCACGUUGGGGGAAAUUUUGGCCAACAAGUCUAAAUCACCAGUAGACUUGUUUACUUUCUACCAGUUUAUGCAAGAUGUUGAAGGAAGAGUAGACUACUUGGACUUUUGGUUCGAUUUGAUCAAUCAUUUGAACUUGUGCAAACAUUAUGUCAAAGGUUUAAGAGAUUCCAUCGUGCGCCAGUCAUCACAUUAUCAGAAUAAUUCCCAACGACAAUCACAACCAGUCAGAGACGACACAAGUAUAGCUUCGGGGAUCAAUCAACAGGCGCAACGUAACAGCUCGUCGUCUCGAGUGAAUUCUUCUGCAACACCCAACAGAGGUGCUUUCCCAUUCAGAAACUCGAAUCCAAUAUCGGAAACUUCUGCCAAGCACAAGUCUUUGAGUUCGUCUAUUCUACUUGACUUGAUUAUUAAUGACAACAUUCUCGAAGAAAAUGAUUCACAUCGGUUAUCGGCAUUCUUGAGAGGUGAUAUAAACUUGGAUAAUCUAGACCCUAAAUUGAAAGACCUUAUUGAACAAUACAAUGCCGAAAUUGAGGCUAAUGAAGGUGCAAAUAGAGGCGUCGGUCCUUCGUCUGCGCAAAAUGUCCAAUCUCCCGGUUAUUCAGUUGGAAAAUCGUCACCUAGCUUUUUGUCAAAUUCACGAUUUUCCGGCUCGUCUUUCCACCCAAAUGAACCGAAAAGAGUUGGUUCGAACUCGGGACUCAUGAGUGAAGGCUACCAAGGUGAUGGCGAUAGUAUUGAUCAUUUCCCCCACUCAAAUGACUCUUCGUAUGAAAAUCAAUUGGAUAUUGGACAAGCUGAUCAAGCAGUGAGUGCCUCGCAAUAUGUCUCCUUGCAAACAGGUAACAAGUCCAAUACCAGUAUAGACAAAUUGAAGCAUGACUACCCCCAGCCACAAAGUCCAUAUGCGAGGGAAUUUGGCCAAAAUCAACAACGUCACUCGAAUCGAAGAGAAUCAACUGUGAACCCAUCAUUAUUGGAAAGGUUAAUUAAAGAUUCUCCAGCUACAUCACAUGGUUCUUUUAUAACCAGAAACAACUUACGAGAAUCGUCACACAAUUUGUUAUUGAAAUACUUUGUUGAAGAUUCGGAAAAGAAUUUAAAUUUACCAUCGCAUGUGAAUUCCUACAUCAUCAAGCUGAUUGAAGUGGAUGGGCGUGACGACCCUGACGUUUUCAACUAUGUCAAGCAUUACGUUUUCAAUAGAUUGGAAAAUGACCAUUUGCCCAAAUUCCUUGACUUUAUGGCCACUAGAAACAUCAACCAUUCGAAUUUCGGAAGAAUCAUUGCUGGAUUCUUUUUCUUAUUUAUUGCAUUUUGGGUAAGUUUCAUAUUGGUGUUUUUGAAUUAUCGAAAGGGGUUACGACCCGUUAUAGUUGCUCCAUUUUUGGUUGCUUUCUAUUUGGUUAUAUCAUCCAUUUAUUUGCUUGAUCCAGUCAUGGCUUGGUUUGGAAUACUGGAAACGUUUUCAAAGAAAAAUGGGCAAUCCUUGAUCAGAGUACGGGAAAAGUUUGUAUACAAUUUCCUCUUGAAGAGGAGUUUGUGGGUGUUGUUUUUGAUUUUGGUCUUGACUGCCAUAAUGACAAUCUUGUUUAGUUUAGUUCCUGGUCAUCGGUUAUAG
Molecule: messenger RNA, 1728 nt
Organism: Lodderomyces theae
Lineage: Eukaryota; Fungi; Ascomycota; Pichiomycetes; Serinales; Debaryomycetaceae
Gene: RAX1
Product: Rax1p
Exons: 1
Coding region: 1-1728 (575 amino acids)
Biological process (GO): intracellular protein localization
Cellular component (GO): plasma membrane
Source: RefSeq, a predicted model, not a curated record